AUGUUUUUCUCACCAACUUUGCGAGCACUACGUCUUUCUGGUCAUCGUGUAUUUGUUCUUUGUAUUUCAAAUGGAAAUUUCUAUGGACAGGGUUCUAUUCGUUGUAGAGAAUUACAAAAAGCUGUUCAGUAUUUGGGUGUUUCAUCGGGUGAUGUAACCGUAUUGGAUUAUGAAAUGUUUCAAGAUGGGCAAGAAUGGGAUAAAGUCUAUAUGAGCUCUGUUAUCUUAAGACAUAUGGAGACUUUAGCUGUCGAUUGUGUGAUUACAUUCGAUGAUAAAGGAGUUUCUGGACAUCCCAAUCAUAUUUCUUGUUUUGAAGCUCUCCAAAAUGCCUAUACCAUCGGUAUAAUUCCACAAGACGUUCAAAUCUUUGUUCUGGAAUCUGUUCCUCUAUUGAGAAAAUACAUCGGGUUGUUCGACUCCCCUCUUUCUGUCCUUCGCUCUCCCUAUCGGUAUUUCGCUUGGGGUAGAGAUAUUAUAGCUUCUUGGAGAGCAAUGUGCUCACAUCGAUCACAACUAGUUUGGUUUAGAGUUCUAUUCAUGAUUUUUUCACGUUAUAUCUACAUAAACACUCUUAGAAGAAUCAAUCCCGAAGUGCGUAUGCCGAAAAAGAAGAAAGCAUAG
Molecule: messenger RNA, 624 nt
Organism: Auanema sp. JU1783
Lineage: Eukaryota; Metazoa; Nematoda; Chromadorea; Rhabditida; Rhabditidae
Source: the annotation of a GenBank genome assembly